This is a messenger RNA of Bursaphelenchus okinawaensis, 3185 nucleotides long. Lineage: Eukaryota; Metazoa; Nematoda; Chromadorea; Rhabditida; Aphelenchoididae. The record is from the annotation of a GenBank genome assembly.
AUGCAGGCACACAGAUCGGGUGUUUUUAAACAAGUUCACAAAGCACACCGAGUUGGUAGACAUCGUACGAAGCGAGCGAUUCACAGAGAUGUAAAAGGUAUGCGGUUUUUAUUUGAUAUUUGAUUGUUUAGGUAAAAAGAUCACCAAAAGAGCGAGUGGACCUGGUGGAAAAUUGGCUAGAGUCAUUUCCAAUGUUGAUAGGAAGAAUCAGAGGAAACAAUGGAGGGAAUUGAAGAACAAGAUGCUACAACAACAAGCUCAAUUAGAAGGUGGACCUAACAGAGCUCCCCAAAUGGUCACUGUUUUGUGUUUGGACGAAGAAUUGCUGGCUACUGAGAUUGUGGACAAACUGGUGAAGGUUGAUGAGGAAGCCCAAGUGUUUAGAAGCGAUCGUGCAGGCGUUACCUACUUGAACAUACCAAGAUUCAAGUCUCGUUUCGGAUUUUUAUGUCCGAACCCAAAGAUAUUGGAGAGUUUAUUGGACGCGAUGAAGGUAUCUGACGCUAUGAUGAUUGUUUGGCCUACAGAUGGGGAAUUGAGCGACGAGCAGACUGAACUUUUGGAUAUUGUUUUAGCUCACGGAACUCCAGCAUUGGUUCAUGUUGUCGCUGGUAUGCCGCCAUCAGGCAAACAGCGGGAAGCUUUGAGGAAAAAUUUGGAAAAGAAGAUUGACAGAUGGUAAAAUAUUCUAACAUUGCUUUUCAAACUAAUUAUUUGCUAUUACUAAAAUAAUUAAAAAUAUCACUUUAGGGUAUCUACGAAGAGAGGUAUCUCGUUCUUGGACACAGAUGCCAACAGUUUGGUUCUUCUCAGACAUCUGUCAACUUUGAAAAAGAAAACUCAUCAGACUAGACGGCCUUUUAUUUUGAUUGAACAAGCUGAGAUGGUAGACAACAAAGGUGGUAUUGGAACGCUGAAGGUGACAGGUUAUGUUAGAGGACCACCUUUGAAUGUCAAUAGAUUAGUACAUAUUCAAGGAUGGGGCGAUUUCCAGUUGGAGAAGAUUGUUGAUGGCAGAGAUCCAAGGUCUUUAAAAAGACGAGUGGUAAGUUUGUUAAUUUUGGGCACUAUGUAAAUAAUACUAUGUGUAUGUUUUAGGUAAUAAACAUGCAAUAACAAAAAUAAUGACAAUUUCAGUACAACACGGAAGAGACAGAUGUUAUUGCUGUAGCAGAUCAAAACGAGUUGGAAUCUUUACAAUCAGAAGUCAUUCCAGACCCAAUGGAUACAGAACAGCCAGAUGUUGAUGAAGGACCUCAAUUUGAUGGUGUUUGUAAGUUACUUUGAAAUAUUUUUAGGCAUCCUUUAAAACACUUUUUUUAUAAAAGUCGAGCAACGGUUCAAUACAGAUUUUAAUUUGAAAACUUUUGAACAAGUUUGAAUUUUCACGUAGCCACUGUGUUUCACUCUUAUAAAAAACGUGUUUUAAAUAAAGUUGUAUUAAUCUUCUUGUUUAAAAGUUACUUGUUUUGUAAUAUCAAAAACGAACUUUUCUAGUCAAAGUACCAAAACUGAAGAAGAAGGUACCAGCUGGAAUGUCAGAGUACCAAGCGUCGUGGAUCGUAGACAAUGAUGAGUUUAACGAUGACUCUGAUGGUGCUGAAGAUGAGGAGGACUUUGAGGGUGAAGAGGAAGAUAGUGAAGAUGAAGAUUAUCUGGAGAGAGACAUGAAUCCGAUGGAGGAAGAAGAGGAGGACGACGCCAUGAGUAUAGGUUCCGCUAUGAAUGAGACGAUAUCUAUAGCUGGCAUUGAGGACAGAGCAGCUGAUGAGGACGAGGUCAGAAAGUUCAGGGAAGAGAACGAGGACAAACAAUGGCCAGAUCAAGUGGAAUGUCCUAUUGAUCAACAAGCGCGGGUCCGGUUUCAGAAGUACAGAGGAUUGAAGAGUUUUAGGUAUGAAAUUUAAUAUUUUUAGCGUUUAUAAAGACUUUAAAGCAAGAAUGUUUUAAAUUUUUAAUUUAGGACAUCUCCAUGGGACGAGAGGGAGAACUUGCCAAUAGAUUACGCUAGAAUCUUCAAGUUUGCUUCAUUUUCGAGAACGAAGAGACUUGUUAUCAAAGAACAACAAGCUGAUUAUACUGAAGAAAAGGCAUCUCAAGUGGCCAAAACUGGUGUAUAUGUUACAGUAUAUGUCAAGAAUGUACCUGCUCAUAUCUUGAGUAUGUUUUUUGUUUUUUAAUUGGUUUUAGGUAUCAAUUUUUAUUUUUUAAAGAAUUUUUUAGUGAUGUUUUAUGGUUUAUAGUGUAUAAUACUUGUAUUUUAGACGACAUUGAUCCCAGAUAUCCGCUAGCAUUGUACGGUCUUCUGAAGCACGAACAGAAGUUCUCCGUGAUGAAUGUGGUUCUGAGGAAAUAUAAUGGAUACACAGCUCCCGUUAAGAACAAGGAGACUUUGGUAUUCCAUGUUGGGCCAAGAAGGUUUGCGGUCGAUCCCAUUUUCUCACAACAUUCAACUGGAGACAAGUAUAAGGUACGUUAUCUUGGUGCAUUGGUCUUGAUAUUUUUAGUAUUGUAAUGUUUUGCAUUUUGUAAGUUUUUUUAUUUUCAGAUGGAAAGGUUUAUGCCAGAGGGCACACCGUUUGUUGCCAGUUACUAUGGCCCAGUGACGUUCGGACCUUGUCCAGUGUUAGUGUUCAAACGAGAUAUGGAAGGAAACGAGACCUUUGUAGCUUAUGGAAGUGUACUGAACGCUAAUCCAGACAGAAUUGUGCUGAAGAGAAUCGUACUAUCAGGACAUCCUUACAAGAUCACCAAGAGGUCUGCCGUCGUCAGAUUCAUGUUCUUCAAUAAAGGUAAGUUAUUUUUUUUAUUGUGAUAUCAUCAAGACAUAGGAGUGUCUAAUUGUAGAGUUAUUCACUGAUGAAUUAAUGUAAACUUAAAAUAAUAUUGUAUAGCUUACUCAAUAUUUAUUUACAGAGGACAUUGACUGGUUCAAACCUGUCGAACUCUAUACAGACAACGGUCAUCGUGGUCAUAUCAAGGAUUCUAUUGGUACACACGGCUUGAUGAAGUGUGUGUUCAACACUCCUUUGGGAAAACAAGAUGCAGUCAAGAUGAACUUGUUCAAGAGAGUGUUCCCUAGAUGGACCUUCACUCCUUACUUUGUUCAACGACAGAAUCUGGCACCAGUCGUGGAAGAUACGGCGAAUUGGGUGGAAGAAUCUAAGGACGUGGAGAUGGAGUGA